Messenger RNA from Strongyloides ratti, 753 nucleotides. RefSeq lists its product as hypothetical. The record is from RefSeq and is a predicted model, not a curated record. Lineage: Eukaryota; Metazoa; Nematoda; Chromadorea; Rhabditida; Strongyloididae. The coding region runs from base 1 to 753 and encodes 250 amino acids. The transcript is spliced from 4 exons.
AUGAGAAAAGUAUCUGUUCAAGAACAAUUUUCACAAGCUUGUCGUCACCUAUCAACAAUAAUUGCUCCACAAAUAGCAAAAGUUGGUUUUGUUCAUUGUCUCCAAAAUCAUCUUAAUCUUGAGAUAAAAAUUGGAGACAUAGUAACAUACAUUAGAAGUAUUGAACAAUUUACUUUACAUAACAAUAUUUCUCCAGAGGCUAUAAAAUUUAAUAUAGUGGACGAUAAAAAGAAUGUUGUACUUUUUGCUUUACUUGAAGCUAAUGAAAUGGUUUUGUAUGAAAGUAUAAAUAAACCAAUAGUUAACAUUUCUUUUCCUGAUAAAAAAGCAGGCAUUGAAGGAUGUCUUGAAGCAAAAAUUUGUAACCCUCAUUAUAAAGUUAAAAUUUUUCAAGUUGAAACAUCUGACGAAAAACAUUGUUGGAAAAUAUUUAAUGUUAGUGAUAAAGAAAUGAAAUAUAAAUUUGAGGUAAAAUAUUCACAUUGGAGAGAACUAUUAAAAAUGUGUGGUCUUCUUUUUGAAGCAAAAUGGUGGGAAUUAAAAAAUGAUAAGAAAAUAAAAGCUACAAUCAUCCCAUGUAUGACAAUUUUGAAAGAAAAUACAAUUCGCGUAAAUUGGCAUCACACAACUGACAAUGAGACAAGAUUGUUAGUUUUAUGCUUUGCUCUUAUUCAAACAGUCAAUGAAGCAUUUCCUAUUUUGUCAAGUAUCGUCAACGAAUCUAGAAGAAGGAAAAGCAUAAUAGGCCAUUGA